Molecule: messenger RNA, 2426 nt
Organism: Momordica charantia (bitter melon)
Lineage: Eukaryota; Viridiplantae; Streptophyta; Magnoliopsida; Cucurbitales; Cucurbitaceae
Source: RefSeq, a predicted model, not a curated record
CUUCAAAUAUAUAUUUUUUUAAAUUUACUUUUUGGAAUGAAAAAGGAGAUUUCCAAUUUCUUUUAAUCCUAAUCGUCUCUUCAUCGAACCGUUUUGAUGUGUCUACCAUUCUCACCCAUCUGAAAACCCGGCUCUUCCUCCCGUUCGAUUCACUGUGUGUUUUCGUCUUCGUUUCGGCUUCAUAUACAUCGCCGCUGUUCCUCCGAUCGGUUCUUGUUUCCUUGAAUUUCUUCGCCGGCGAUCUGAUUUACCAGGCAGAUCCGACGAUUGCUGUUUCUGCCGUUUGGAAUUUCGACAAUCGGAUCGCUCCUCAUUUUCUUCGAGUUGGAGUUCGUCGUCGUUGACUUUGGUUAGGGAUUUCUAAUAGGAACUUACAGAGUAGUGUUUGAGUUAUCAGUAGAUAGACUGUGGAGAUGUUAGGAGCCGGUGUACGGUUUGGUCGCGGCAGGGGAGAGGACCGGUUCUACGAUUCAUCCAGAGCGCGCAGAGGCCUUCUCAGUCGUCAAAAUGAUCGGCUGUGUAGACCUCAAGAAGACGCUUCCGCUACUCCAUCCUGCGUCGUUAAGGAUUCUUCGCUGCAUUCUCCGAUUACGCACCGCGUCGCCUCUGAUGAAGCUACUAAACCAGUUGCCGUUCCUAAUCCUAAUCCCCAGCCGGUUGUUUCCCCGUUAAGUAAUCUCGAGCGCUUCUUGCAGUCGGUUACUCCCUCUGUGCCUGCUCAGUUUUUCUCCAAGAGUUCGUUGAGAGGUUGGAGGACGUGCGAUUCGGAGACGCAACCGUACUUCGUGCUUGGGGAUUUGUGGGAGGCCUUCAAGGAGUGGAGCGCUUAUGGGGCAGGAGUGCCUCUGCUAUUGAAUAACACUGAUGGUGUGGUUCAAUAUUACGUCCCGUAUUUGUCUGGUAUACAACUGUACGGCAUGGAACCGUCGGCAAAGCCAAGGCGAUGGGGUGAGGAAAGUGACAGUGACUAUAGAGAUUCAAGUAGUGAUGGUAGUAGUGAUUCUGAAACCAAGAGAAGAAUAAAACACACUAGAGAGCUACUCCACCAUAAUGAUCCGUCUAUCACAGCUCCUCUUAGAAUAGAUAGAUUGUCUUUGAGGGAUCAGCACAUGGGACUUCAUGAAGACUGCUCCAGUGAUGAGGCUGAAUCUUUCAAUUCUGAAGGUCGCCUUCUAUUCGAGUAUCUUGAAAGAGACCUACCGUAUUCACGUGAACCUUUGGCUGACAAGAUAUUGGACCUUGCUUCGCGCUUCCCUCAGCUGAAAACAAUGAGAAGUUGUGACCUACUACCAUAUAGUUGGAUAUCUGUGGCAUGGUACCCAAUUUACAGAAUACCAACCGGGCAAACAUUAAAGGAUCUUGAUGCUUGCUUUCUCACGUACCAUUCUCUACAUACAGCAAUCAGAGGCCCUCAAAGCACACAAGUGCCAUUUGUGGCAUAUCCUUGCAAGACGGAUAGUGCCGAAAAGAUUCCUUUAAGAAUUUUUGGACUUGCUUCAUACAAGUUUAAAGGGUCGUCAUUGUGGAUGCGAAAUGGUGGAGUUGAGCAUCAGUUGGCAAACUCCCUCUCGCAGGCUGCAGAUCACUGGUUAAGAUUUCUCCAGGUCAAUCACCCGGAUUUCCUGUUCUUCAGCCGCCGAGAUGCAACACCUUACUGAUACUAUAUUCUUACCAACUAGAAAGCAAAGCAUAACGAGUUGUGGCCCUGGAAAAGAAUCCUGUAAUUUUGUGCGUUGCGCUGUAUGCUUGGUGAAAGGGCGGUUCUCUCGUUUGCUUUCACUAAGGUGAGGGGAACUGGAGGGGAAGGCUAAGGAAUGGAAUAGGUCCCCAAAAACUGAAGGCUGUAGAUGGUCGGCAAGCACAUGCCUGAUGUAAUAACAAAGACCAAUGGAAAGUGCAUGGUAAAAAUGUAAGAGAAAAAGCCUUGGAACUGGAAGGUAGACGUUGGUUCGACGUGUAUUAAUAAGCAGGUUUCCUUGCCUUUUUAAAUCUCUCUGACCGACAGUCCUAAUUUUGUUAGAAUGUAAUGUUAUUUAACGGGAUAUUAAUAGGUUUGAUUCAGGAGCUCAGAUACAGCAGAGCAUUGAACUGUAUCGCAGGAGUUCCCUUGUCCACGAACUGGUUAUAACCUUUAGAAAUGUUUAUGGAAAGCGUUCAAUACGCCCUGAACUUGGGUGUUUUUCCGUUCUUGGUUUCCUUAAAAUGGCUUUGAGGCUUGAUGAAACAAUGGGAAUCCAAGCGGAUCCGGAGCAAUGGAAUGCUUGAUGACCUUGUUUUUGUUCUCUUCUGUAGAAAUGUAAAUGUACGGUACCAGCAUCUACUGGAGGGGGCCAUUCGUAGGAACAGCGUCGGCUUCCCUGGUGCUCGUAAGUGUACUGGUAAUUCUCUUUAACCCAUCUCCAAGGUUAAAUUACAAUAUUUAACAA